UCUAUGUUUUCUUUUCUUUUCUUUUACACUUGAUUUCAAUUGGGGUGUGUUUGGAUGCUUUCCCAUCAGAUUCUUCACUCAGGGGACACACACAGCUUUUGAAGAUCCAAACCAUCCAUCAAUGCCACAUACCCCUGCUUAGUUCUCUCUCUCUUCAAAGCUAGGGUUUUUUCCCUAUAUAUCUCUAUUGUCACCCCCAAAAUUUGCAUUAAAUUACAUCACAACCACUUUGAUAGUCGAAUUCUCCCACCUAGUUUCUGAAACACAGAGCUUUGGGAUUGGGUUUGGUGGGAAAGUCUCUGAAUUGGGUUAGAUCACAGAUCAUACUGUGGGAAAUUCCCCUGUUUUUGCUGAUUUUUCUGAAGGUUUUAUGGGUUUUCUUCGUGCCCAUUUGAUUUGUUGACUUUUAGACUGAGAAUUUAAUCAGAAGGCGCUGAGAUUGAAACAUAUCAAAUUGUAUGCAUAGUGCAUGGAGUGGAUUGUGGAGGCAGUGCGUAAUUUUCAGAGAUUUUUGUGUUGAAGGGUUGUGAUUUGGGAUUGGUGGUUUGGUUCCAUACAAAUUUGAGGUUUUGGGGGAGUUUGGAUUUGAUUUGGUGGCCCUGCAUGUGUAAGCUUUAAGGGUCCUCCGCUCAGUUGUGGAGGAUCCUAUUACUAAGCCACAAAAAAAAAAAAAAAGAAAAAAAAAGAAAAAACAGAGUAGGGGUUUUGAAGUGUGAUUAUAAAGUGUUCGUAAUUUGUGUGAUAAACAGUACCGAGUUUUUGCGGCAAAUAAUCAAGUGGGAAGGUGGUGUUGAAUUUUGCAGCUUGUGGAUUGGUUUUUGGCAAAAAAUUUGCAUUAUUUAUAUAUAUAAAUCUAUCUAAUUUGGUGGGAAAUGUUUGGUUCUGGUCCGGGUACUGCACAUGAAAGCAGAGGACUUUCUGGACCGGUUCUAAUUCCAACGCGGUUUGUUUGGCCUUAUGGCGGAAGGAGGGUGUUUCUCAGUGGUUCUUUCACAAGGUGGUUAGAACAUAUACCUAUGUCUCCAAUGGAGGGCUGCCCAACUGUUUUUCAAGUUGUUUGGAACUUAACGCCAGGAUAUCACCAGUACAAAUUUUACGUUGACGGUGAAUGGCGAUAUAAUGAGCAGCAGCCUUUUGUUACUGGGAAUUGUGGAACUGUAAAUACCAUCUUUCUAGCUGGGGAACCAGAUAUGGUUCCUACUAGUUUCAGUCCUGAGACUUCUGGUAGAUCCAACAUGGAUGUAGAUAAUGAUGUAUUUACACAUGUGGAAGCAGUUCCUAGGUUCUCACAGGCUGAUCUCGACAUCUCUCGACAUCGUAUAUCUAUGUUCUUGUCCAGACAUACUGCUUAUGAGUUGCUUCCUGAGUCAGGCAAGGUCAUUGCCUUGGAUGUUAAUUUACCUGUGAAGCAAGCAUUCCAUAUCCUACAUGAACAGGGAGUACCUGUGGCGCCACUCUGGGAUUUUGGCAAGGGCCAAUUUGUUGGAGUUCUUAGUGCAUUGGACUUCAUCCUAAUUUUGAAAGAGCUUGGGAAUCAUGGGUCCAACUUAACUGAGGAAGAGCUUGAGACUCAUACUAUAGCAGCAUGGAAAGAAGCAAAAUUACGUCUAAACAGACAACUUAAUGGCAAUGGGAGAUGCUAUCCACGACGUUUGGUCUCUGCUGGGCCUUAUGAUUCUCUCAAAGAAGUUGCUUUGGGAAUUUUGCAAAACAAGGUGGCUACGAUUCCAAUUGUCCAUUCUUCUUCACAGGAUGGUUCAUUUCCACAGCUAUUGCAUCUUGCUUCUCUUUCUGGAAUACUAAAAUGCAUAUGCAGGCAUUUUAGACAUUCUUCUAGCUCCUUGCCCAUUCUCCAACAUCCUAUAUCUGAGUUCCCUAUAGGUACAUGGGUUCCAAAUAUUGGGGAGCCAAAUGGACGGCCGUUGGCAAUGUUGAGACCAAAUUCUUCUCUUGCUGAUGCUCUGUCUUUGUUGGUACAAGCUGAAGUUAGUUCAAUACCCAUUGUGGAUGAGAAUGAUUCGUUGCUGGAUAUUUAUUCACGAAGUGAUAUUACCGCUUUGGCAAGAGAUAAAGCUUAUACACAGAUUCACCUAGAUGAAUUGAGCAUCCAUCAGACAUUGCAACUGGGACAAGAUGCAAAUUCUCCUUAUGGCUUCCUCAGUGGACAGAGAUGUCAGAUGUGUUUGCGAUCGGAUCCUUUGCAUAAAGUAAUCGAGCGCUUGGCUAAUCCUGGGGUUAGGAGGCUGGUGAUUGUGGAGGCUGGCAGCAAACGUGUAGAAGGGAUUAUUUCAUUGAGUGAUGUAUUCAGGUUCUUGCUAGGCUAGCUAUCUUAAAGAUGUUGGCUACGAUAUACCAUGGCGUAGCUUGUGGCAGUGGCAUUGGGGGCGAUUUCCCUUUGGACACUUUUUUUAUGUCUUACACAUGCUGAAUGGCUUCAUUUAAUCACUCAGAUCUUUUACGGGCCUCGUGUUUCUGAGCCCCAUCUUUUGCUAGAAUAGAAAUUUCAAAGAGAGAAUCUGUAAAUUGUGAGGAUUCAAAAUUUCCCUUUUUCAUUGGUAUAAACCUAUUUAUCAACC
Messenger RNA from Prunus mume (Japanese apricot), 2576 nucleotides. It is a transcript of the gene SNF4, whose product is annotated as sucrose nonfermenting-like protein. The record is from RefSeq and is a predicted model, not a curated record. Lineage: Eukaryota; Viridiplantae; Streptophyta; Magnoliopsida; Rosales; Rosaceae.